Molecule: messenger RNA, 1492 nt
Organism: Cuscuta campestris
Lineage: Eukaryota; Viridiplantae; Streptophyta; Magnoliopsida; Solanales; Convolvulaceae
Source: the annotation of a GenBank genome assembly
UUUACUAAUUUUUAGCUUUUUUUAUCCACAAUAACUUCAGUCAAAUUUGAUAAACUACUCUUUUUAUCUCAAAGACUUUUCUCACUCCUUAUUUUAUUUCUUUCCAUUUCACUUGUGUCCAAACAAAUCAUUACUUCUAAUUUUCCAUUUCAUUUGUGUCCAAACAAAUCAUUGCUUCUAACAUUAUUUAACUUGGAAAGUCCUCCAAGAUCAACAUCACAUGAUCAUCUCUCUCACACACAAAAAAAGAAGCAUGAUGGGAGAUGAUGCAGAUUCAUCGGAUUUACUGCUAUUCCACGACUUUCCCACCUUGAUGAGAGUCUACAAGGACGGCCGAGUUGUAAGGCUCGCCGGAAAUGACGUCGUCCCGCCGGACCCGGACCUCGAAACCGGAGUCAGAUGCAAAGACAUCGUGAUUUCCCCGGAUCCCAAAGUUUCCGCCCGGAUUUUCCUGCCCAAGACCGCCGCUCCGGGCCGAAAGCUCCCGCUUUUAGUGUACUUUCACGGCGGAUGCUUCCUCAUCGAAUCUGCUUUCUCUCCGACUUACAAGAAACAUCUUUGCUUAGUCUCGGCGGAAUCCGACGCCGUCAUCGUCUCCGUCGACUACAGACUUGCCCCGGAGCACCCGAUCCCGGCGGCCUUCGACGAUUCCUGGCUUUCCCUGAACUGGGUCGCGUCCCAUUCCACCGGCGCCGGCGGGGAAGAGUGGCUCAGGUCGUACGCGGACUUCGAUCGGGUGUUCCUCGGCGGCGACAGCGCGGGGGCAACCAUAGCGCACAGGAUGGGAAUUCGGGUCGGGCUGGAAGGGCUGAACGGGAUCGUGAUCGACGGGAUCUUCCUCAACUGCCCGUUUUUCUGGGGAAAGGAUCCGAUCGCCGACGAAGCGGAGAACACGGAAGUGCGGUCACUUCUCGAGGACAUCUGGAAGUUCGCGAACCCGACGACAACCGGGCCGGAUGACCCGCUGUUGAACCCGACAAUGGACCCGGAACUCGCGAAUCUGGGGUGCAAGAAGGUGCUGGUUUAUGUGGCAGAGAAGGAUCCGAUGAAGCACAGAGGGCGGCUCUACGCGGCGGCGCUGGGUAAAAGGGGGUGGCCCGGGGCGGCGGAGGUGGUGGAAGCUAAAGGGGAGCACCACGUCUUCAAUCUGUUCUCACCCACAUCUGAUAAUUCCAUGGCUAUGGUGAAAAAUUUGGCAUCUUUUUUCAACUCUGAACCAUUCUUGAACGUGGCCGGUGAAAUCAAAGUCUAGGAUUUGAUUCUCCGGCGUUGAUCUCGAUGGGGUUAAACUUUUUUAGUCCACGACCAAUCUACCAUUGUAACAUGUGUGUAUCUUGCUAUCUUGUUUUGCUGUUAAAUACUCAUCGCUCCUCAAAAUAAAUUCUACCUUAAAUGUUGUAAUAGUAUCAUUAGAAUUAUACCACUGGUAUUUACAAAUUGGUAUAUCAAUAAAAAAAUAAAGGAGUAAAUUCCAUAAAAGAUUUUCAGUUAU